UGCCCUGUCCGCGCGCGCUGUAGCUUUGCUCAUUCUGCACUGGCUGUUGUCAGCACGCAGAGUCUGAACGGCAAGGCGGAACGCUGUUACUCCACAAAACCGUGUGUUGACGCGCUAGUCAUGAAACUAUCUCUUUGGAUAUCGGACAGUCCUAAAACCUCAGAUGACAAGCCUUAACCCGGAGCGAAACGGUAGGUGCAUGAAUCCUCUCUGGACUGCAUGAGCUGCGCUGUGCUAGAGCUGGACUCAAAAUAAACAGGUGGCUUUCACUUCGGAUGCUUAAACAUCUGAUUCAGGCCAGUAAAGCAAGAUAAAGACAGAGAGAGAGGGUUGAACAUCUGCUGAACACAUCAGCGGAAGGCUGUCACCAGGUGGGCUGUAUGCUGUGGCUUUGGAGAGUGAGCCAGAGGACGUCUUCAUGCCCACAGGCCUCGGCUGUCCACAGGGGGGAUGAUCUGGAGCACUGCACACAGGCCUAUCAUUAGGCCAUUGGGGCCCAUGCUAAGGAAUGGAUAGCUUUGCCACUAAAUGUUAAAGUGCAACUUCCCUUUAACUAUGGGGCACUGAGGAAGGAUUGGUAUGGAAAUCAUUUUUUUUCCUUGGAAAGAGCUCAAGCAGCAGUUGAGGCUAAGUAAAGCACAUUUUAUUUGCUUUUUAGGAUAGAUAUACUUUGACAUUUUUAUAUAAAUGUGUCUUCAUAGCAUUUAUUGUUUUUAAGUGGCUAGCAUUAUAUCACAAAACAGACUUUCAGAUUUAUGAAUAAACAAAGACCAUGGCGGCUACCUAUCGCAUAGUGGUUAGUAGCAUAAACUGUUACAACAGUGUUGUGAUUGACCGUCGUGUUCAGCACACUGUACACUACUGUAAUGGACCAUGUGGUGCACUAAAACAUGGACUGAACUGCACAGUGGCUCACCGCAGCACUUGUGCUGAACUUCUUGACACCCCCAUAUCCAGAAACUGUUCUGACCGGCCCAUCAGUAUUCUUGAGUCUAAAACGUUGGAGAAUGGCAACACUGGGUCUGGGGUCUUCUGUGACGACUACCACCAGGUCGUCCCCAGAGUCAAAAAAGGAUCUGCCAUCCAAAGCGCAGCAAGCCUCAAGGAUAUUACAGGAGAAGCCAUCAACCUGGCCAGCGGGAAAAUCAAGGAAUUUUCUUUUGAGAAGAUAAAGUACUCCACCAGUCAUGUGACUUUCAGAAAGGGCCGUAAGGUUCGGCCGGACUCCUUCAGCAGGAGAUCCACUGAUCUCGACAUCAUCUACGGCCAGUUCACAGGCAAUGAUGAGAACUGUCCUCCAUUUGGCCUCUUUCAGAAAUCUGUACUCGAAGAGCAUAAGCUAAGUCGCAGCGCAUCCCUGGAGCAGAACCUAAACAAUGUGGCCACGCUCUACCUGAACAGCCUCACCGAGGAGAACCUAAUCACCCGCAUACUUGAGAAGACCAAGGCUGACAGCAGUGCAUCAGGAGAAGACAUUAAAGCCUGUCUGGACAUUCUCCUCAAGUGUUCUGAAGAUCUGAAGAAGUGCACGGACAUCAUCAAACAGUGCAUCAAAAGAAAGUCAAUGGGUGGAAGCAGCGACGACUCUGGGAAUCCUGAAGCCAUUUAUAAAAAUGUAAUGGCUCGUCUCUCCAACUAUCUGAAGAGGCUUCCUCUUGAGCUGGAACAGGGGCAAAGUGUGAGGCAGGAGCACAGCGAGCUUGCUGAACUAGUUAACAGCAUACACGGGUUGCAACAAAUCCCCUUCUCCCCUAUCUUUGGCAAUGAGCAACCUCCGCGAUAUGAGGACGUUGUUCAGUCUCCUCCGCCCACGAAACCUCGGACUAAACCCUCCCAGCCAGAACCUCCAGAUAGCUCUAGGGAUCUUGCAGGCAACGUGAAACCCAUUCAGAGCCUCCCUGGUUUGUCAGCACGUGCACCUCCAUCAACUAAUGGAUUCCCACAUGGCAGUUUCCCUUCAGCUUCCAGUAGCGGUUCAACGCCUUUUAACUGCCAUCACACGGUCUCAACCAGCCGACCGGACACAUUCUCUUCCACAAACUCUCUCUUGUCUAGCAGUAGCGAAAGUCUCUGUAAGGAUGCAAUGGAGGCUCUGUAUAUCGAGGAGGAGGAUUCAGAUAUGGGAAGGAUGCCUGACAGGGCAGUUAAAGGCGAUGGGAAGCACAGCUGUAGUCUUUCGGAGCCCAGACCUUAUUCCAAAAGAAACACUGGCUACUCUGAGCCUAGUGGUGGUGUUUCAGAUAAACUCCAUGAGCUUAGCAGAAACGGAACUGUGUUCAAGCCUAAAAAUGACUCGACUAUCAACCAGAUGUACUUGCCAAAAAGCACAGAUUCUAGACUGUUCUCAAGGUCAAACUCACACAUUAAUAAAGGGGGAGCCGAUGACAUAGAUAAACUUUUGAUGGACCUGGAGUGUCUUUCCCAGAACAUGCAAAAGGAGCCUCCACUGCCCCCUAAACUUAAAAACUGUGCCCAGCAGACAGGUUCUUCCCAGCAUUUAAUUGGGAACACUGUAGCUAAAGAUCUACCCAUGGCAGGUUUGUCUGGACCCUCAGUGUCCAAGCCACCUGAGCCAGUGGUUGAGACUGCUGAAGAGGAUGAUGGAGCGCUGCUGCUCAGGAUUCUUGAGAGCAUUGAGAGCUUUGCUCAGGAGCUCGUGGAGAGUGGAGCUGGGAGAGGAACUCAGUCUAAGGAACGAGAGGUCAUGCGUCUUCUCCAGGACACACUGGCCAGCACUAAAGCAGAGGUGGCUCCACUUCCACUGCCUGUACCUUCAUCUGAGACUGCACCUACACCUGCACCAAUACCCUCAAGUGUACCUGCUGCCUUACAAACACCUGUUUCUACUGUGAGGGACACAGGCUCAACACUUCUCAUUCAACAGACGCCUGAAGUCAUCAGGAUCCAGCCUGAGAAGAAACCUGGAACACCUCCUCCAGUUCUUGCACCUGCACCCUCCUCGCCAACCCCACGGUCACCCAGUCCUCCGCCAGCCAAAGUGGUGGCCACGCCCCCACCCUCCUCCAUAAACAUUCCACGCUUCUACUUCCCCAAAGGUCUUCCAAACUGUGCAGCCAACUAUGACGAGGCCAUUGCCAAAAUUGAGGCAGCCUUCACAGAGUUUGAGGAGGAGAAAGCUGACAUUUAUGAAAUGGGGAAGAUAGCAAAGGCAUGCGGAUGUCCCCUCUAUUGGAAAGCACCAAUGUUCAUUUGUGCUGGCGGAGAAAGAACGGGUUUUGUUUCUGUUCACUCGUUCAUUGCAACAUGGAGAAAGUUAUUACACAGCUGCUAUGAUGAUGCAUCCAAGUUUGUUUACUUGCUGGCCAAACCAGGCUGCAAUUACCUGGAACAAGAAGAUUUCAUCCCUCUAUUACAGGACAUUGUGGACACUCAUCCGGGGCUGACGUUUUUGAAAGAUGCUCCUGAAUUCCAUUCCCGGUACAUCACAACAGUGAUUCAGAGAAUAUUUUACACAGUUAAUCGCUCCUGGACAGGCAAGAUCAACAUGACAGAGCUCAGAAGAAGCAACUUCCUCCAGACUCUCGCCCUGCUGGAAGAAGAGGACGACAUCAAUCAAAUUACAGAUUAUUUCUCUUACGAGCACUUCUAUGUCAUUUACUGUAAGUUCUGGGAGCUGGACACUGACCAUGACCUCUUUAUCGACCCCAAAGACCUGGCCAGGUACAAUGACCAUGCUUCAUCAAGCAGAAUCAUUGAGAGGCUGUUCUCAGGAGCUGUCACAAGGGGAAACUCAGUGCAGAGAGAAGGAAGAAUGAGCUACGCUGAGUUUGUUUGGUUCCUCAUUUCAGAGGAGGAUAAAAAGAACCCCACAAGUAUAGAGUAUUGGUUCCGCUGUAUGGAUAUGGAUGGAGAUGGUGUUCUGUCCAUGUUUGAACUGGAGUUUUUCUAUGAGGAGCAGUGUGAACGCAUGGAGGGAAUGGGCAUUGAACCACUGCCCUUCCAGGAUCUACUGUGCCAGAUGCUGGACUUAGUUAAACCAGAAUGCCCAGGUAAAAUUACUCUUCGAGAUCUGAAGCGCUGCAGGAUGGCACAUAUAUUCUAUGACACAUUCUUCAAUCUAGAGAAGUACCUGGACCAUGAGCAGAGAGAUCCCUUUGCAGUGCAGAAGGAUUUGGAUAGUGAUGGUCCAGAGCCCUCGGACUGGGACAAGUAUGCUGCCGAAGAGUAUGAGAUUCUUGUGGCAGAGGAGACAGCCAAUGAACAGCUACGAGAGGGAUCUUUCGACGACGAUUACGAAUCCGAUGAGCUCACGGUCUCCUCAGACAUUGGAAGUAAAAUGGAUAAGCUGGUCAUAUCUGAUUUAUCGGCAUAAGUCUCCGUUUUUGUCUACACACCAUGACAUUGAACGGAUAACCACCACGCCAUAUUUCCCUGACGUGUCAAAAAGGGAAAAACGUUUUUCUACAUUUCAUUAAGGACAUUUGUGUGUGUGUGCAUGUGUGCAAUAGAACUACAUCUAAAACCAAAAGGCUUCAGACACCCACAAAAAGGCUUUAUGUGCAAUAUGUCUUAACAUGUAAAUGUAAACUCAAUGUUUUUCACUCUCUUACUGAUAAUUACAUCCACUCCCAAACUAAACUGCCGGCUGGUUCCAUCCACCCUUCACAAAGACUUUGAUGUGAAAAGACUUUUUAGUAACUUUAGAAUGAGUUUAGAAUGUGCUUUAAUGUGAGUGAAACUAUGUAAUGCUGCCAUAUAUUUUUAAAGGGUGGGGAGGGAAAAACUAGAGAGAAUUUAUACUUGUGUGGCACGUAACUCACGGAAACUAGUCCUCUCAGACUAAAUCAGAUAUUUAAGUCAUGAGAUCAGCACAUAUCUUGUGCUAUGCUGUGUUGCACAAUAUGUUUAAGGGACGUGGCAACGGUGCAAACCUGUUGCUCCCAGUGGUCACUGAUGGUAUUGCAUGUUGUUGCUUAAAGAAAAGACUGAGAGUUGUGACUUUUUAAGUGUUUGAACUUAAUUACAGACAUAAAACCUCCUUUUACAUAUUUCCAGAUGAACUGACCAGGACAAUCCUAGACUUGAAAUUGCUUUUUAGAAAUGUCAUUUCUCAGCUAUAUGAUGUUUUUAUCUGGGGUUGAAAUGGUCACAUCUUUUUCAAGAAAUGUAAACGUAAAAUAUAUAUAAAUUCAUCAUGCUUUUCAUCCUCAGUGUACAGAGACAUUUGUCCUAUAGGAUUUUGUGUAUGUAUUUAAUUCACCUGUAAUCAUGUAAAGAGAGCUGUAACGUACUAUUUAUUCGGCGUGGACAUUGUUAACUCACAGUCCCUCUGACCCCUUGGUUGAUCACUCAAUCAAGUCACCAAAAUUCAAUCCUCAUGGAAUUUAGUGCUUAUGUACCUUCUUCUACUAUUAACUCAUGUUUCCACAUUUAAAGUCAAAAACAUAAUGUAUAACGAAAUGAAAUUGCAAAAAUAACCAUCUCAUAUUGGUCUGCCAUUAGUCGGUCAAACAGGUAGUCCCGCCCCGCACGCAUUGGGUUGAAAGCGCCACAGAGCCACAAUGUUUACAGGGAAAUCAACCUACGCUUGCUUAUAGUUCUCUACACAUUAAACUGGGAUUGGAAAAAAGUAUUUUAGUAUCCAAAAUGACACACUUCUCUUCAGAUCAGUGUUUUACAAAUGUCUCUCUGUGUGCUUGAUGGCCAAACCUCCCUCCACUCGAUCACACUCUUUGGUUUAUGUAAUUAGUGUAAUAUAUUUAUAUAUGUGAAGUGGAUUUGUUUGUUUGUUUUUGUUUGGCCAGCCAUUUUUAUGGUUUACCAGUAGCUUUUUCUUGUACUGUAGUCUAGCUCUUUUUUGACCUAGGACAUUUAUUUUAUAUAGCCACUGUAAAUGUCUUUGUAUUUUAUUCUUCCCAUGUGAUUGACUCUGCCACUGAGUGGUAGGGGACGUUUAAAUUAUGAUAUAUCUCUAACUGCCAGUGUUAUAUAAUGUGCAUUAAGCUGAGUGGACAGGGGCUUUAUGAAGGAAUUCAGUAUGAAUUUGCUGACAGGUGACAAUCAACUGGACGCGUUUCUGUGAUUAAUGACAUUCAAGUAGCACUUCUUAGAAAAAAACCCAGAGCAAUACAACUGCUGUAGUGUGUUACAUUUUUAUCAGGACUAUUAGACAUUAAAACACAAAGCUGAAACUAAACUUGACUAACGCUACAAUCCUGGUUCAUCAUUUUUAUCACUAGCACAUUGAGCGCUAUGCAAAUCUGAUCUUCUGGACAGCUAUUGGCAGCUAAAGAAGCUGUAAACAACUAAACUUAUUAGUGUGCAACUUUUUUUCUUCUUUUUAUCUUUUUUUUUUUUUUUUUUUUUGAGUUUUAUAUCUUUCCACGUGUUCUUUUUUCUUUUGGCUCUGAUAUGCCUUGCUUGUAGACGGUGAAAGACAGGACUUAAGUAGCGUGAUCUCUUAAGUGCUCUGAUGAGAUGGCUCUGGUGUUCGCAUGAAUUUUCCCUUUUUUUUUUUUCUUUUGGAAAAUUAUGAAAAUAAAUAAAAAUGUUAAUUCAU
Messenger RNA from Ctenopharyngodon idella (grass carp), 6520 nucleotides. It is a transcript of the gene ppp2r3a, whose product is annotated as protein phosphatase 2, regulatory subunit B'', alpha. Bases 773 to 4333 code for a protein of 1186 amino acids. Gene Ontology annotation, cellular component: protein phosphatase type 2A complex. NCBI's taxonomy places the organism in Eukaryota, Metazoa, Chordata, Actinopteri, Cypriniformes, Xenocyprididae. Gene Ontology annotation, molecular function: calcium ion binding; protein phosphatase regulator activity. The record is from RefSeq and is a predicted model, not a curated record. The transcript is spliced from 15 exons. Gene Ontology annotation, biological process: protein dephosphorylation.